Molecule: messenger RNA, 1592 nt
Organism: Leptomonas pyrrhocoris
Lineage: Eukaryota; Euglenozoa; Kinetoplastea; Trypanosomatida; Trypanosomatidae
Exons: 1
Coding region: 42-1592 (516 amino acids)
Biological process (GO): mRNA splicing, via spliceosome
Cellular component (GO): Prp19 complex; precatalytic spliceosome; catalytic step 2 spliceosome
Molecular function (GO): protein binding
Source: RefSeq, a predicted model, not a curated record
AGCCUCCAAGAAACAGUUAGUAAAUCCAUCGUGGAGACGAAAUGAACACCUCGAGCAUGCUUGAGUUGUUGGCUAGCAACACACACAGCUCCGAAAACCUGCACGGCGUGGCGGUGUUGGGUGUCCCGGCGUUUGAUCCUGCUGCCAUUUCUCUCUUCCCUCGCAGCCAAAGUCACCCGGCCAGCGCUCCAACGACGACCAACAGUAGUGGCAGCGACCUCUUCACUGAGGCCAUGAACGUCCGAGCAAAAACGCUGUGGCGUUCCUUGUACCCCCGCUCGGCUCCCCCAGCAGCUUCUGCUGUCUCCACCGCAACGACUAGCGGUUCUUCCGACGACGCCAGCAGAGCUGCCGAGUCAUUCACUCUCAUCGACGCGGUCUGCCAUGGCAUCGUGACGGUGGUGGCCGACAAGACCGCCGCACCGUCCGCCAACCUGUCGUCUCGUAUCACGCCUACCAUUUCUGCUGCACUGACCACGGCGCACAAGCGCAGCCGCGACGAGGACGACAUCGUGUCCAUCAGUCCCGAGCAGCUGAAGGCGCGCAGUGCGCUUGUUGUCUCGCAGGCCGCCGCGCAGGAGGCGGAGGCGCAGCAGUACAAAUCACCUCCGAAGUGGAAGCUGUCAAAGGUGCUUGUCGGUCAUCAGGGCUGGGUGUGGACGACGGCGGUGGAGCCGGGCAACAAGUGGUUUGCCACCGGCGGCUUCGACGCGAUUAUCAAGGUGUGGGACUUGGAGACCGGUGCGCUGAAGAUGAACCUGACGGGGCACAAGGAGGCGGUGCGGUCUAUCGCGCUCAGCAGGGUGUCGCCGUACAUGUUCAGCGGCAGCGACGACCACUCCGUCAAGUGUUGGGAUCUGGAACGAAAUGAAGUCGUGCGUGAGUUUUUUGGGCACAAGAGCUCCGUCCACUGCGUCGCUGCGCACCCCACGCUGGACGUGGUGAUCAGCGGUAGCCGUGACAAGACGGUGCGGGUGUUCGACCUGCGCUCCCGCGCAGUGGUGCACACCAUGUCGGGACACACAGAUAGCGUCAUGUCACUCGUGGUGCAGCAGGAGGAGCCGCAGGUGAUUUCCGGCGGCAGUGAUGGCUUUAUCUACCUGUGGGAUCUGGCCUCCGGUAAGCCGGUGAAGCGGCUGACGCGGCAUAAAAAGCCGGUGCGGGGGCUGACCUUCACGGCGUCCGGCAGCGCCCUUGUCUCGUGCGGUGCAGAUGAGAUACGCGUGUGGGACCUGCCCUCCGGCGACUACGUCACCAACGCUAGCACCCGCGUGACGGACGCGGCGAAGAAAGAGAGGGGGGAGGCGGAGGAGUUGUCCUACCGAUGGAGCUGCUGCGCGAUGAGUCCGCACAACGUCUUGGCCGUGGGAAGUCAGGAUGGGGAGCUGGCCUUCUACGACUGGAACUGUCCGCAGCCGCGACGGGUAGCGGGAAAGCACUACGCCCCCUAUCAGUGGACCAAGACGAAGCCCUUGCCAGGGACAUUGAAUGGAGAGGGCGGGAUCAAUGGCAUGACCUAUGACGUCUCCGGCACGCGCCUCAUCACGGUGGAGAGCGACAAGAGUGUGAAGAUGUGGCGACUGCGUGAGUAA